Penicillium daleae is the source of this 438-nucleotide messenger RNA. Its product is annotated as Autophagy-related protein 9. The transcript has a single exon. The record is from RefSeq and is a predicted model, not a curated record. The coding region runs from base 1 to 438 and encodes 145 amino acids. NCBI's taxonomy places the organism in Eukaryota, Fungi, Ascomycota, Eurotiomycetes, Eurotiales, Aspergillaceae.
AUGAUGUCCUCUAAUAUCUUGUCUCGCUUUCUUCCUCCCACGGACUCCCCCUCGGUGUACGAGGCAAUCCGCGAGAACGACGCCGGAUCCGAAUCCUCUGAUCUCGAGGAGCGCGCGGGGUUGGCCCACGAGGCGGACUAUAAUGAGCACUUCAGUGACGGAGAGUUGCAGGAUGCUCUGGCGGAUGCAGCUCGAAGUGAAGCCUCCAGCCCGAGUGCUGGCUUGUUGGGUCCCAGGUCCUCCGGGAAGGCAGCAGCUCGUCAUGGUUCACCAUCUCAUACUCGCCGGCGCAAACCUUCGAGGCCGCGGUGGAUGACCCAGCCAUCUCCACCAGGGUAUGAGCUUGACGAUCGAGACGAAGAUGUACCGCAAUCGCUGCUAGUCGAGGGGCAUGAUGACGAGGAGUUGAAGUCGCGUCUCCCUCCCCCCACCUCAUAG